UCGAGACGGAGGGAUGGGGAGAAGAAGGCUGCCAGGUGAGAAUGGCUCCGCGGACGGCGCGCUGCUAGGGCUGCGGGGCUCCGCGGGGCUCGGCGCUCUCCGAUAGCCGUGUCCGGACCGGGUCCGGACCGGGUCCGGGGCGGGUGGGCGCGAGGACCGCGAGCCGGCGGGCGACCUCCUCUGCUCCUGCUGCUGCUGGCUACGCGCGCGCGGACCGAGGGACUGACGGACGGACGGACGGACGGACGGAAGGCGCGCGGGGCUCUGCGGCGCUGCAGCCGGGCGAAGGGGCCGGAUGCCAUCAGCGCAAGGGAAGCCCUGAGGUCGGCCCCUGUGUCUAUGCGGUUGCGCUUUAAGGUCGCGCCUCGGUGUGUGCCGGUGGGGGAUGGGCGCUGGGCGCGCCCCCGGAACACACAGAAUUCCCAGGAACCGCGCGCUGGCCGACCGGUGACGUUCGAGAUGAGAGAGGUGGGCCGGAGCCCAGCGGGCGCGCUGACGGACCGGCGCCGCCGCGACGUGUGAGCCAUGCGCGGGAUGGCCUCCCUGGAGCUGCCGUACCGCUGCCCUCGCUGCGGGGACCACAAGCGCUUCCGGAGCCUGUCCUCUCUCCGCGCCCACCUGGAGUACAGCCACACCUACGAGACCCUCUACGUGUUGUCCAAGUCCAACAGCAUCUGUGACGCCGCAGCCCUCGUGCCCCUGGUGAGCGACGGGCCCCUGCUGAGCCAGGCUCGGGCACCCCGCGACGCUGUCGAGCGCGCCUCCUUCGGCGCCAAGGAGCGCCACGCGCCCUACGAGCUCCCGAGCGCCGAAGAGCUGAGCCUCGCCGCCACCGCCCGCUACAUCCCCAAUGUAGAGAUCCCCCUGAGCGAGAUCUUCAUCAAGAAAGCCAUGAGCUCAGCCAACCCGGGUAGCGGCGCCCCCACCAGCACUGCCGUCGCCGUGGCCGCAAACGUGGCCGCCAGCGCCGUGGAGGCCGCUUACGAGGAGGGCCUGGCCCGCUUCCGCGUGCGUGCCCUGGAGAAGCUGGAGCUGGACGAGCGGCUGGAGAAGCUGUCGGAGGAGGUGGAGCAGAAGAUCGCGGCCCGCGUGGGGCGCCUGCAGGUGGAACUCGAGAAGAAGAGCUCGGAGCUGGAGAAGGCCAAGCAGGAGAGCGUGCGGCUCAGCAAGGAGAAGCAAGACCUGGAGGACAAGGCGUCGGAGCUGUCUCGCCAGGUGGAUGUCUCCGUGGAGAUGCUGGCCAGCCUCAAGCAGGACCUGGUCAGCAAGGAGCAGGAGCUCUCCCACAAACAGCAGGAGGUGGCCCAGAUUGACCAGUUCCUGCAGGAGACAGCGGCACGGGAGGCCAACGCCAAGGUGCGUCUGCAGCAGUUCAUCGAGGAGCUGCUGGACCGUGCCGACCGAGCUGAGAAGCAGCUGCAGAUCAUCAGCAGCUGUGGAACCACACCCAACGGCAGCCUGGGGCACUGCAGCGUCCCGGGGUCAAAGGGCACCGGCCGCCAGAGAAACUCGAGUGUUUCAGUCAUGUCCCGGGGGGUGUACCAGGUGUCUGACCGCCGGCCAUCUCCCAGCACUGGGGUGUCAGGACGGGUGAAGUCGGUCUCCCAGGGCUCGGUGGGCUACGACAGCGACAGCGUGGAGAUGCAGCCCCUGGAUGAGUGCGUGGAGGCACAGUACUACCACGUGCAGUGCCGAUUGGGCGAAGGCGCCCACGAGCGGGUCUCCCGCAGCUGGGCUCUGCGCAAGCAGGCCAUCCAAAACUGGCAGCGGCGGCCCUACCGCAACAGCACUGAGGGCGAGGAGGGAGAUGUGUCCGACGUGGGCUCCCGCACCACUGAGUCCGAGGCAGAGGUCUGGGAGCAGGAGCGCCGCACCUCCUCUGACACACACCACUGUGCUGGCAACCGGGUCGGCUAUCGUCUGGGCACAGGCCGGUCGCAGGACCGUCACCAGAAGAAUAGCCCAUCCAGGAGCGAGGUGAUCAGCCCCGAGGUGCUGAAGAUACGUGCUGCUCUCUUCUGCAUCUUCACCUAUCUGGACACCAAGGCGCUGCUGCGUGCGGCCGAAGUGUGCCGCGACUGGAGGUUUGUGGCCCGCCACCCAGCCGUGUGGACCCGGGUCCUGCUGGAAAACUCCCGCAUCACCUCCAAGUUCCUGUGCACCCUGUCACAGUGGUGCACGCAGACGCACUCGCUCAUUCUGCAGAACCUCAAGCCGAGGCAGAGAGGCAAAAAAGAGACCAAGGAGGAGUACUUGAAAAGCACACGGGGGAGUCUGGAGGAGGGUCUCGAGGCGCUGCUGAAGGCCACUGGGAGUAACCUGCUCAUCCUGAAGAUUUCACACUGUCCCAACCUGCUGACGGACCGCUCCCUGUGGCUGGCCAGCUGCUACUGCCGUGGCCUACAGGCCGUCACCUACAGGAGCGCCACGGAUCCCGUGGGACAGGAGGUCAUCUGGGCGCUGGGGGCUGGUUGCAGAGACAUCAUCUCACUGCAGGUGGCACCACUCCAUCCCUGCCAGCAGCCAGCCCGCUUCAGCAACCGAUGCCUGCAGACCAUUGGCCGCUGUUGGCCGCACCUCCGGGCCUUGGGAGUGGGUGGGGCCGGGUGUGGCAUGCAGGGUCUGGCAUCACUGGCCCGCAACUGCAUGCGCCUGCAGGUUCUGGAGCUGGACCACGUGAGCGAGGUCAACCAGGAGGUGGCGGCCGAGGUCUGCAGAGAGGGUCUCAAGGGCCUCGAGAUGCUGGUGCUCACCUCCACGCCAGUGACACCCAAGGCUCUGCUGCACUUCAACAGUGUUUGCCGCAACCUCAAAUCCAUAGUGGUGCAGAUCGGAAUCGAGGACUACUUUGAGGAUCCCAACAGCCCCGAGGCCAGGAAGCUCUUUGAUGAGAUGGUCAACAAGCUGCAGGCCCUGAAGAAGAGACCGGGCUUCUCAAAGAUCCUGCACGUGAAGGCAGACAGCGUUUGCUAGCCCCGUCCGCGAGCUGUCGCUGUUCCAAGGGGUCCUUCCUGCCUCUAGCCUCCGGCGCGAAGGCCUUCAAACUGACCGACGCGACUACUGAACCAGGGCCAUGCCGAGCGACGCCAUGGGGGGGCGCUGCUGGCGACGCUCACUGAACAGGUGCCACCGGGAGCUUUCUCGGGAGGCCGCCUCACCCGCCACACACGCCGGAGGGGUGGCAUGGGGGCAUGGGGGGGUGCUGGCGGGCUUUCAGGGGGCUCUCGCGGCUUCACUGCGGAGGGGUGCUGACUGACUGCAGACAGACCGUUGCCGCACGCUUUGCGUGGCUACCUGGACCGCAGACCUCCUCUCGAAAUAGCACAGAGCAAGCUGCAUCUAAGUGCAAAAAAAAAAAAACAAAACAAAAAAACCAGUAUUCCACCAAAAUCAGAUGUUUUUUAAAAACAUGGAGCCUCGCGGAUGGCGUUUGAAACGCUUUUUAUGGAUAUGAACAGAGCACAUUCUGACGAACGCACACACCCAGACCCCUUCCACCCUUCCCCGGAAGCUCCCUCACACGACCUCGGUGAUGGUCCCAGCCAUGCGUACGUGUGUGUGGGAGCGGUGCGCGUGUGUAUUGUGUUUCUUGUACAGUACAGGACUUUUCUGGAAUGUCUGGGCAACAACGAAUACUGCACAAUUUUUAAUAUUACUUUCAGAAUAUACUAUCUGCAUGGUAGCUGUUACCAUAUAGCGUCGACCUAUAGGCAGUUUUGUACAGUAAGUCAUAGGUGCCAUACCAUACCAUACCAUGCCAGCCACCUAUAUGGACAGUAAUGCAGAUUUCGAUGAAUAAUAAUCAAAUAGCAAUUAAUUCCAAAGGAAGUACACUGGCUCCUCAUGUUACCAACAACUGAUGUACAAUUUUCCAAAGUUCUGAGCAUUUAGUAUUUAUUUAUUUAAAGUGACCUGUAUGUACCUGUCCAGCCAAUAGAUGGCAGUACAGCGCAUUCAACCGAAGGAGUGGAGGACUAAUUCAGCUCACUUCUGCAGUUUUUACACCUCUUCCCUGCUGUUCCUCGGUGAUUAAUAACAACAUGGCGAACGUUGCACGUGUUCAUGGGGCGAAUGGUUUAACAGUUGUCAUUGCAUAGGACUUUCUGGAAAGGAUAUUUUAUUUUUCUCUCCUUUUAAAUUAGUUUCAAUGUGUCUGAA
Messenger RNA from Scleropages formosus (Asian bonytongue), 4158 nucleotides. It is a transcript of the gene fbxo41, whose product is annotated as F-box protein 41. NCBI's taxonomy places the organism in Eukaryota, Metazoa, Chordata, Actinopteri, Osteoglossiformes, Osteoglossidae. Gene Ontology annotation, molecular function: protein binding. Bases 526 to 2973 code for a protein of 815 amino acids. The record is from RefSeq and is a predicted model, not a curated record. The transcript has 12 exons.